Messenger RNA from Erigeron canadensis, 520 nucleotides. Its product is annotated as transmembrane protein 234 homolog. Lineage: Eukaryota; Viridiplantae; Streptophyta; Magnoliopsida; Asterales; Asteraceae. The transcript has a single exon. Bases 44 to 436 code for a protein of 130 amino acids. The record is from RefSeq and is a predicted model, not a curated record.
UUGACCCGUUGACCACUAUGAACUGACACAGAGCAAACCCAGAAUGGUGAUCGGAGACGUCGAAAAGAUGGUGGCAGUGGGCCUAAUUUGGGGCGCCACAAACGCCCUAAUGCGUCAAGGCGCCCUUAUCUCUGACCAAAAAUCAUCCCCAUUAAAAACCCACAAAAACCCAAUUCUUAAAACCCUAAUUGAAUGGUUCAAUCUUAUAUUAGUAUGGCAAUACUCUGUUCCUUUUAUUAUUAACUUAUCAGCUUCUGCUACUUUUUUCGCCAUUUUGAACGACACCCCGAUAUCUCUUGCUGUUCCGGUUACAAAUGCGACAACCUUUGCUGCCACUGCUGUCUUUGGGAUGUUUCUUGGUGAAGAAACACAUGUUGGGUUUACUUUGUUUGGUACUUUACUUAUUGUUGUUGGUGUUUAUGUUUGUGUUGUUUGAUUUUAUGUAUCAGUUUCAAAAUAAAGUUUGUAUCUUGAUUGGUUUUACCGUUUUUUAUUUUUGCACGUUAUGAAUUUGAUGAAA